Messenger RNA from Penicillium brasilianum, 381 nucleotides. The record is from the annotation of a GenBank genome assembly. Lineage: Eukaryota; Fungi; Ascomycota; Eurotiomycetes; Eurotiales; Aspergillaceae.
AUGUGUACCAUUCGCGAUGUUCUUACCACUCUGCGGAGACGCCGCUUCCGCCCCCUGCACGAUGCGCAGUAUGAACUUUUCAGUAAACCUUUUCAGUACAAGACCCUUCUUGAUCAAGGAAUCCCCACUACCUCCAAUGGGGGAACACAACUCCUUCGCAUGAUCGGCGAUGACUUCUUCAAUCAUAUGCUGAACACUGACCAGGUGUCCCAUAUCCCAGAUCCGUUCGACGACGGACGGAAAUUCCGGCGUGGACCAUGCCUGCUCCGCCCAUUCCCGGAAGUGGCUCUUUGCACUCUGUUGAAGCGGUUCGAGGUCGUAUUUAUGGGCCAGAGUGUAGAUAUCGAGGUCCAGCCAUGGGCCGGUCACUGGCGAUUUUAG